Molecule: messenger RNA, 9315 nt
Organism: Thunnus maccoyii (southern bluefin tuna)
Lineage: Eukaryota; Metazoa; Chordata; Actinopteri; Scombriformes; Scombridae
Gene: atp11a
Product: ATPase phospholipid transporting 11A
Exons: 30
Coding region: 384-4001 (1205 amino acids)
Biological process (GO): phospholipid translocation
Cellular component (GO): plasma membrane; endoplasmic reticulum; trans-Golgi network
Molecular function (GO): magnesium ion binding; ATP hydrolysis activity; ATPase-coupled intramembrane lipid carrier activity
Source: RefSeq, a predicted model, not a curated record
GUGCGCAUGCGUUCACUCCCAGUCGGCACUACAUCACCUGGCUCCCUCGUGACGUAGACGAAGAUUAUUAGUAGGCAAGCAGAUUAUUAGUGCACGCGCACAGGAGAGGGAGCGACUGGCAUGAUCCCAGUCAUGUGCGUGUCUGUGUGAACUGUCCUAAAACUGCACGCAGACAGCCGCUCCUCCCGGUAGGUGAGUGCAGGUUCACAACUGUCGGAACCGAGCCUUGUUUUCACAUUCAGGAAGAAGAGAAGACAGAGAAAGUCAUGGACAAAGGAGGAGAUUUAAAAAGAAGCCGUCGCAUACAGUAAAGUAACCUUUGAAGGGGGAAAAAACACGUCUGAGAGAGAAGAAGAAGUGUCCGGGGAGGGAAGAGCAACAAGAUGGGGAUGGAUUUCAGCACUCUUCGCACCCUCAUCAGCAGAUAUUGUGCUGGUGAGGAGAACUGGGUGGACAGCAGGACGAUUUACAUCGGACACAAGGAGCCUCCUCCAGGAACCGAGGCCUUUAUACAACAAAGAUUCCCCGACAACAGAAUAGUUUCCUCAAAGUACACAUUUUGGAACUUCAUCCCAAAGAAUAUGUUUGAGCAGUUCAGGAGAGUCGCCAACUUCUACUUUCUCAUCAUAUUUCUGGUUCAGUUGAUCAUUGACACUCCCACCAGUCCGAUCACCAGUGGACUGCCGCUCUUCUUUGUCAUCACAGUCACCGCCAUUAAACAGGGUUAUGAGGACUGGUUGAGACACAAAGCAGACAACGCCGUCAACCAGUGUCCUGUCCACGUGGUGCAGCAUGGGAAAGUUGUCCGCAAACAAAGUCGCAAGCUCAGGGUCGGAGAUGUCGUCUAUGUGAAAGAAGAUGAGACUUUUCCCUGCGAUCUCAUCCUCCUUUCCUCCUCUCGAGAUGAUGGGACCUGCUUUGUUACUACAGCUAGUCUGGACGGAGAGAGCAGCCAUAAGACAUACUAUGCAGUUCAAGACACCAAAGCUUACAACACAGAGAAGGAGGUGGAAUCUAUCCACGCUACGAUAGAAUGUGAACAACCACAGCCAGACCUGUACAAAUUUGUGGGGCGUAUCAACGUCUACAUGGACAGUGAGCCAGUUGCCAGGCCAUUAGGAUCAGAGAAUCUGCUUCUCCGAGGAGCCACACUCAAGAACACUGAGUACAUCUAUGCGGUUGCCAUCUACACUGGUAUGGAAACCAAGAUGGCUCUCAACUACCAGUCCAAGUCACAGAAGCGGUCUGCAGUGGAAAAGUCGAUGAAUGCCUACCUGGUGGUCUACUUGUGCAUCCUUAUCAGCAAAGCCCUCAUCAACACGGUGAUGAAAUACGUGUGGCAGGCAGACCCCAACAGAGACGAGCCCUGGUACAACGAGAGAACUGAGACAGAGAGACAGAGACACAUCGUCAUCAGGGCGUUCACAGACUUCUUGGCCUUCAUGGUUCUCUUCAACUACAUCAUUCCUGUCUCGAUGUACGUCACCGUGGAGAUGCAGAAGUUCCUGGGAUCCUACUUCAUCAUGUGGGACGACGAGAUGUUUGACGAACAGCUGGGGGAGAGAGCUGUGGUCAACACCUCAGACCUGAAUGAGGAGCUGGGACAGGUGGAGUAUGUGUUUACUGACAAGACGGGGACCCUGACAGAGAACAACAUGGAGUUCAUAGAGUGCUGUGUGGAUGGACACGUUUAUGUACCUCACGCUAUCUGUAACGGACAGGUGAUGCCCGGUGCAGCUAGCAUGGACAUGAUAGACACGUCACCAGGUCCCGGGGCCAGGGAGCACGAAGAGCUGUUUUUCCGGGCGCUGUGUUUGUGCCACACGGUGCAGGUGAAGGAGGAGGAGACAGUGGAUGGGAUCAAGCACGGCAUCCACCAAGGCAAAUCCACCUCCUUCUACAUUUCCUCAUCUCCGGACGAGGUGGCUCUGGUGGAGGGCAUGAAGAGGCUUGGCUUCACCUAUUUGAGACUAAAGGACAGUCACAUGGAGAUCUUGAAUAGGGAGGAUGAGAUUGAGAGGUUUGAGCUGCUGGAAGUUUUGACAUUUGACUCAGUCAGACGGAGGAUGAGCGUCAUUGUCAGAGCCAGCACUGGUGAGCUCUAUCUGUUCUGUAAAGGUGCAGACUCCUCCAUCUUCCCAAAGGUUAUAUCAGGCAAGGUGGAUCAGGUCAAAGCUCGGGUGGAGCACAACGCAGUGGAGGGUCUGAGGACACUUUGUGUUGCCUAUCGACCUCUGAGUCCUGAACAGUACCAGGAAGUGUGCCACCUGCUGAACGGGGCCAAAUUGGCACUACAGGACCGGGACAAACGUCUGGCCGAGGCCUACGACCUCAUUGAGAAAGAUCUGAUACUGCUGGGAGCCACUGCUGUGGAGGACAGGCUCCAGGAAAAAGCAGCAGACACUAUUGAGUCUCUCCACAAGGCAGGCAUGAAGGUGUGGGUCCUGACUGGUGAUAAGAUGGAGACAGCGGCCGCUACCUGCUACGCCAGCAAGCUGUUUCGCCGCAACACCCAGAUUCUGGAGCUUACCACCAAACGCACCGAGGAGCAGAGCCUUCACGAUGUCCUGUUUGACCUGAGUAGGACCGUCCUGAGGCAGCAUGGAGGCAUGACCAGGGACACCUUCUCUGGUUUAUCAAGUGACUGCACCGACUAUGGUUUGAUCAUCGAUGGAGCCACCCUCUCUGCAGUGAUGAGGCCCGGCCAGGAGGACUCAAACUCAGGGAACUACAAAGAGAUCUUCCUAGAAAUCUGCCGCAACUGCAGCGCUGUGCUCUGCUGUCGAAUGGCGCCUCUCCAGAAAGCGCAGAUCGUGAAGCUGAUCAAAGCCUCCGAGGAGCACCCGAUCACGCUGGCCAUUGGAGAUGGAGCUAAUGAUGUCAGCAUGAUCCUGGAGGCUCAUGUUGGCAUUGGUAUCAUGGGUAAGGAGGGUCGUCAGGCAGUGAGGAACAGUGACUACGCCAUCCCGAAAUUCAAACACCUCAAGAAGAUGCUGCUUGUCCAUGGACACUAUUACUACAUACGCAUCUCUGAACUUGUGCAAUACUUCUUCUACAAGAAUGUAUGUUUCAUCUUCCCCCAGUUCCUCUACCAGUUCUUCUGUGGCUUCUCACAACAGCCACUGUAUGAUACAGCCUACUUGACUCUGUACAACAUCAGCUUCACCUCGCUGCCCAUUCUGCUCUACAGUCUCAUAGAGCAGCACAUUAACAUGGACAUCCUGAAGAAGGACCCCUCUCUGUAUAGAGAUAUCGCUAAGAACUCUUUGCUGCGGUGGCCCAUCUUCAUAUAUUGGACUGUGCUGGGAGUAUAUGACGCAAUUGUGAUGUUCUUCGGUGCUUACUUCCUGUUUGACAACACCACCUUCACCAGCAACGGACAGAUGUUUGGAAACUGGACGUUUGGGACACUGGUCUUCACUGUGCUAGUCUUCACUGUUACAUUCAAGCUGGCUCUAGAUACACAUUACUGGACCUGGAUUAACCAUUUUGUCAUCUGGGGCUCGCUGAUUUUCUUUGUGGUCUUCUCUCUGCUGUGGGGCGGAAUCAUCUGGCCCUUCCUCAACUACCAGAGGAUGUACUAUGUGUUCAUGCAGAUGUUGUCCAGCGGUCCGGCCUGGCUGAGCAUAAUCCUUCUGAUUACAGCCAGUCUGUUGCCAGAUGUUGUGAAGAAGGUCAUCUGGAGGGCGCUGUGGCCCACCACUACUGAACGCAUUCAGAACGCUGAUAAACUCUACAAGGGCCAGCUCUCUGAGUUCACUCCCUUGGCGUCUCUCCACGCUCCAUCCAAGGCUGGCAGCCACCGCCGAGGCUCGGGCAACCAACGUAACGUCCCGAACCCUCGAAGGUCUGAACCUUUUACCAAGAAACUCAUGUUCACACGCUGGCAAAGAAAGCCAGACUACUGCACCUUCACCCCCCUCCUCCGAUUCGCCGAUGGUGCCCGCCACACAAGGCAGGGACACACCUAUGGCAUGGCGGGGCCAGAGACCUCAGUCUAAUUUAUUUCUCUCUGGUGUUUCUCCGUUCUUAUAUUCUGAUAUCAAACACAAUGGCAUCCAGAAGCUGACCAGGUCGCUGCUCGCAGAGCUGGAAAGUAAAGUUACCCAAAAGUAACUGAAGCUAAUUUAUUUAUAUUACUGAGCUGGAGUCAAAUAGCGGACUAUGUUGCUAACAGCAGGUAUCUGUAAUCCAUCUGUAAGAGAUUACAAUGAAAGUGACCUUCACAACUGUUCCCAAGUCAGCAGCUGAGUAUGGCACAAAGCACUAUGGGACGGCUCUGGAACAGACUCCAUCCGCAGGGCCUCGUUCGCCGCCGCGACGUGCAAAGGGCUCAGUGUAUUGAUGUCACAACAAACCAACAAACUAACUAACAACCCGACUCAAGAGCUCCGAUUUCUGAAACCUUGUUCUGUCACAUUGAAUAUGUGAGCACUGGCCCUUUAAGUCUGCCUGUGUUUGACAGCAAGGCAGCUGAAGUGUACUUUACUCUAAUUAUUAAGAUUUAGAUGAUUUUUUAAAUGAUGAUAAUCAUAAUGUAUUGUGACUGGAAUUGUGCUGCUGAUGAUGAUGAAGACAGUGGUGAUAAGCAUGGGCUUUCUCUGACCAAACAUUUUUCUUUUCUUCAAUUCCUACCAUCUCUCUCUUCCUCUCGUUCUCUUUGUCUGUCUGUCUGUCUGUCUGUUCUGCCUCCUUAUAGGACUAACUGGUGUUGCCUGUGUGCAAACAUAUUAUUCCGAAAUACUCCGUAGGAUCCUACAACACUGUAAGGAGGGCUAUAGCACAAGGAGUAAAGCCUAAGUGUUGGAAAAGUUUCCCUUUUUUUCCUGUUUCAUUAGUUCUUGUAUAUCAUGAUGUCUUAAACUUUAGCUUCACAUCCAACACUUAAGCUUUUAAACUCACGUGUAGGUAGUCUAGAGUGUUUGCUGGGAUAGAUGUCAGAAUAGAAACUAGAGUCGUCUUGCAUGUAUAUGUGUUAUAUGUGCAUCUGUGUGCUGAUAACUAGAGGCUGUGUUAGUGUGUGUGUGUGUGUGUGUGUGUGUGUGUGUGUGUGUGUGUGUGUGUGUGUGUGCUAUAUUCAUCUCUGCAGGAUCUCCAUCUCUCUUAUCAUCUUUAAAGCACUUUAACUGUCGACCUUCUUCUUAUAUUAAUGCUGAGAGACUUAUCUAAAUGUCCUAUAGCUUAUUGUUACAGUGAUAGAGUUCAGUAGAAAUAGCUACAAUAUGUGACUGCUUCCUAGCUGUUUCUUAUUGCCUUAAUGUCACCUUGUAAAUACUGCAUCAUUUUCCACAGAGAUUAUUUACCAAAGAAGCGACAAUACGCCUCCUUUAGGCAACAACUGAUAGAUACACUGUAGGUUUAUCUCAUUAGAUAAAGCAUGUGGUCUGUACUGUGGGUCAAUGUACUGUACACUCUAUUCUCAUGGUACUGUAAAACACUUUAAUUGAAAGUGGCCAGCAGAGAGAAUAUAGAGGACAUCUGUAGAGAAAUAUAUAAUGAUAACGAUAUAAUGAAAGAUAUAAUGGGAGAAGAAUGCAGCUCCUCCCUUGUCCUUAUGUGUAAAACAUGGGGUGCAUGUCAAUUCUGCUCUCCAUGUAGCAAACUGUUUUUAGAGGUUUGAUUUUUACUUUUUUUUCCCCAACUGUUUCCUCAAAGCAUCUUUUUAAAAAUGACCAUACAAAACAUCUUUGUCCUUGUUGAGAUAAUCAUAGUGCAACAAAAGUAUUCUGUCAAGUGCCCCAAAGAACUUGUUGCCUUAAAUAUUUACACCAAUUUUCUGAGAUCUGCUCAUUGGUCAUAUAUCCAUUUAUUGAUGAAAACAGAGACAUCUUUAUUUAUAAUACAAUAACACUAUGUUGUGUGACAAUAAUGUCACAGCUCAAUCUUCUCAAUCUUUACAAUGCAUCGAGUUUCUUAUUUGGAAACAAGGAAAACAGUUCCUUUUAAAUGAAUUAUCAUUUAGCUUUAAACUCAGUUUUGGCCUACUGUCACCCACCAGUCAGUCUAAUUUCAUCAUGAUUCAUCGAAUUUACAGUAUUAUUCUAUCAUAUUGAAGCUCACACAAGGCUACACCUUCCUGUGGGUGCGUUCUCAAAGUUAGAAACUGUUUCAUCACUUUACAAAAAAAAAAAAAAACUACAGUGAAGGACAGCCCAAGGUCUUUUUCAUGAGUGGAGUUAGUUAAUGUCAGUUCACAUAGCUUGUGAAAAUCAUAUUUCUGUCUUUGAAUAUAGGACUGAUCCAUGUCUUUAUUGAAGCUUUUAAUUUAUGUGCUAUAUAAUGAUAAAGUUGGAGUUUUAUACAUUCAAAUGCAGUUCAGGUGUCAGACCUUCAUGCUGAUUUCAUGCCACAGAUGUUUUUCCAUCUGAUGUCAACAGAAUAUACAUUUGUGAGGAAUUCUGGUUUGCAGGUCAGAUUAAUUAUAGCAUCUAAUAGUCCAGUGCUCUUUAAAGCCUUAUGAUGGUGUAACAAGAGUCUCUACCUUGAAAAUGGCCUUCGCAGCACAGUCUUUGAAUUCUGUCUCACAGUUUCCUCUUCCAACAUGUAUCCUUUGUCUUUCUUUCUAGCUGUCUCUGUCUGUCUUUCUCUCAUUCUCGCUCUGAUGAAGUGAUGUGGAAGUUUUCCUACCUCUCUGUGACAGCCACCUCCACCCCGUCUGAUCAUCGUCAUCCUCUCUCGCCUGUCUCAGCCAUUCUUCCAUCCGUCCAGCCAUCUAUCCAUCUAUCCAUCCAUUGCGAGACAGAGUAGAGUAAAGAGCAGAAAAGAUGAUUUUUUUUGUACUCUGAUUUUAAUAGUACUUCUAUGAACCAAAGCCUUGUUGCUGCUAGAGAUACUUUUAGCUGCUUUACAUUAGGUGCCUUGUGGUAGUUGAAAUCUGUCUUUGCUUGCUAUAUGUUAAAUUUACUGCUAAUAAUAGGCAUUUGGAUGGUACAAAAGCACUGCAGAUGAUGGAUGUAUGGAUGCAUGACUGAGGAGUGACUGGGAAAAUGGAUACGUGAAUGAAAAGGUGAAUGUAAAAACUGGUUAUAUGCAGAUUUUUCACCCCAAGACUCAUUCAAAACAACACAGCACUGAAAUAUCACAACUGAUACAAUUGAUGAACAAAUGAAUCACUUAUUGCACCAAAACAUUCAAUGACUUGUGUUUAAUAUCUGUUUUUUUAUUGUUUUUAUUUCAAAUGUUUUAUACAUGUCCAGGAAGACUGUUAUUUUUACUGUUUUCAUUGAUGUAAAAUGUCGAGAAUUACCCCCCACUACCAUAUUAAGAAUGAGUGAAGUGGUCAGAGAACACUGGAGAUAUAUCAGUCUGAUGGUGUCUUUAAUCUUUAUUUAAAAAAAAAGAAAACUUGAAGUGAGUACCAGCUCUGCUCGAUCGAUCAACUGCAGUCGAUCAAUGUUACAAACUGGGAAUUUUUCAAAAAAAAAAAAUAAAAAUAAAUGUAUGUUUCCUUCUAGACAACUGAAGACACUCACAGCUGUAUUAAUAUUUAUAACAGUAAAGUUAGGGGUUCUUAUACUGUUCCUUUCAAUUUAUCUCCAAACUUAAUUUUCUCUGGUUUUCUUAUUAAAGGGUCACUUCACCCAAAUUCCAAAAGAAGAAAAAGGCUUCUCACAUACCUCUAGUGGUAUCUGGCCAUGCAGAUCGGAACUACUGUCUAUCAAAUAAAUAGUCCCCUUGGAAAACUUUUCACAAUGAAGUCUGUGGAUUAUUCAGAGUCAUAGGGACAUUUUUUGAGCAAUAGCAAUCUGAGACACCGAUGUCUCCAAACUUGGACAAAUGAAGUUAUCUGAUUGGUUUGAUACUACUAGAGCGAGAAAGUACUUUUAUGUUCCAUUUGUAAUUUGGGUGAACUGGCCCUUUAAUGUUCUCAGGACUCUGAAUGUACACAUGUAAUCAAGGAUCCUGUUCCACCUUCUGUAUGUCUGAAUUCACAUUAGUUUCAGACAGAUACCUGUUCUUCAAGGCAGACACAGAUUAACUAAAAUGACCAAAAGAUGACACUUGCGCCCAUCUUUUUUUUUUUAGCUUGUUUUGCCCCAGAAUGAAUGAGGAAUAAUUCAUUUAUUCAAGAUAUUGCUGACGAAAAACCUCCCCGACAAAAAAGAAACAUAACUGAGGACAGAGACGAACCUCUGUCAUGUCGGAAACUGUACAGAAACCAGUUUUUCUUAGCUAGUAUGCAUUUAUUGAUAUAAUCACUCAACAGAUUUACUCAGAAAAGGUAACACAAGGAUUACCCUACCUCAGCUUACAUACUAUUGCCUUGUAUGUUAAUAAUCCAUCUCAACAAAUGUGGCCUCUAAGCUCUAAUCAUGUGGCGAGGGAAAAAUUACUACAAUCAUCUCUCAAUCUUAACGUCCUAGUCUUACAAUCAAAUGUCGUCCAUCACAAUCAAGAGUCAGUUAUUUGAAAUCUAAUCUAUUAGAUGAAAAUGAAUUCUCCCCACAAAUUAAAACUCAAAGAGACUCUUUUAUUGUGUGUUAAAACAGAAGUAUUUUGAAUUGUCUGAGCAUUUAUUAGUUUUCCAAUCAAACUUGACCCCCCCCACCCCCCCCACCCCCCGUCCUGUGUCAUGUAAUCCAUCGUCAGAAAACUGUGGAAUCCAAAUGAAUGAAUUAAAAAAACUACAAAAAGUACCCAGAAUACUAUAGAGAUUUUUGUAUGUGCAGUAUGUUAAAGAUCAUGUGAGGCUUUGUUACUUUUUUUUUUUUACUUUCUGGAGACAGUAUUUGAUGCGUGUCUUAUUUUUGUAGAGGAGAAUCCGAACAACCAAACAGAGUUGUGACAAAACAACACUGGACAUGUUUGUUUGUAUGUGUGUAUGCAUAGCUUUAAAGAGACAAAAAAAAGAGAUUUCUGUGGUGUUAGCUGACGCUCAGACACACCCUUGCACUGAACCGUCUUGUCUGAUGAUUGACACUUUGCUGUAGAAACUUUCCAAGCCAUUAAGGUGGAUUUAAGGUCUUACUGUACCAAUAACUCUUGUCCUAACUGUCCUGAUCUUUCAAGACCACCUAAACUGACAGCCUUCGAACAGAAUGUUAUCUUUCUCUUUUACGAUGUAUUAAUGUACAGUGUUCUAUAUUUCUCGUAACCUACAGUAUCUAUAAAUAACUGUAUACUCAGAUACAGUAUAUAUAUAUAAAUAUAUAUAUACAAUAUAAAUGUAGUUAUGUUAAUUGAUGUACAGUUUUGGGGUCUUUUGUAUACAGUUUUUAACAGAGUCAUAUCAAGAUUUACUUGUGGAUUUUUGCCAACCUUUCUGUAGCUAUUGACGGCAAACAACUGUACAUUUGCUUGAAAAUAAAAGCCAGA